UUUUGUAGUAUUCUUUUACAUUGCUGCUGCUGUUUAUUGGUGAAAUGGCCCUGACAGUGUUUGCCUUUGUAUUUCCUAAUCAAUUUAUCAAUAUCGUAAAAGAAGGUUUAUCUAAGGAACCCAUUGUUAAAUACAGGGAUGAUACCAACCUGCAAAAUGUCAUUGAUGCCUUUCAAACAGAGUUUCAGUGUUGUGGAAUAUCUGAUCAAGGAUAUAAGGAUUGGUCAAAAAACAUUUACUUCAACUGCAGUGUACAAAAUUUGAGUCCUGAAAGAUGUGCUGUCCCUUACUCAUGUUGUAAAAAUCCUCAUAAUAUUGAGAGUGGAUUAAUCAAUAUUAUGUGUGGCUAUCAAAUGCAAAAUGCGUCAUCUGUGACAAAUGCUGCAGAAUUUAUAUUUUCUCGAGGCUGUAUUGAAGCUGUUCAGGAUUAUGUUGUACAUAACCUGCAUCUUGUUGCAGGAAUAUUUCUUGGAGUGUCUUUAAUACAACUAUUUGCUAUGUAUUUAUGCAAAAGUUUGUUAGCACAAAUAAAUGCCCAACUAGCCCAAUGGAGAUGACAUAAUAGAUAAUGAAACAAGUGUGCUAAAAAAUGAAUGUAUGGAUUAUUUUGUUGAAUCUUUUAAAAGUUAUUUUUCCUAUGUAAUAUUAAUUGUGAUCCACUGUUGCUAAGUCAUUUGAGUAACUCGAGGUUUUGUACUUUCAUAUUUUUGUAAAUUUUACUACCGAAAGUAGCAUACCAGUUGAAUACCUGAUAUUAAAAACACUUUACAAGUGCUAUGCUUCUUUGAAAUAAGAAGAGAAAUUUGGUUAAAAGUAUUUUUGACUUGUAAUAUAUAAUUUUUAUAAUGUGGCUAAGAGCUUGAUAAAUUCAUUUUAGAGGAAAUAUUCAGUGAAAUUACUUAAUGUAAUAAGAGUGUCUGUUUCUUGGGUUUUGUUCCAUUGAGGAUAAAGUGUAUAAAAUAUGUGUCAUGAUUAUAUAUUUGUAAUGUUCAUAAUUAUAUAUUUCUAUUUCUUAACACGUUGACUGCCAUGGCACUUUUCGAAUUCUGGUCUGAGAAGCCAAAUCGAUUUAAUCAUAUGUUAUUAAUUUUUAUAAUUAUAUUUUUUGUUCAUUUUUUAAUAAAUUUUCUGUUCGUGCAAGCCAGCAUUGAUUUUUUGUUCUUUUCUCAGAAGCUAUCUAUUGAUAUUAGCACUGAUAUAUUCUGAGUUUAAUCGUAGCUGCACAAAAUUUGCAAGUAAACACAGUACGAUAUAACUCGUAAUUGGCGUCCUAGAAAAGAAUGUAAUCUACAAGUUAUCACAUAGUUGGCAGUCAACAUGUUAAACUGCUCACAUAAUCUGUUCUUUUUCUGCUAAAAACCAAAACAAAGUUCGUGUAUUGAAACCUUUUGUUGUUUAUUGAGAUGGUUUGCAACUUGUAACAUCUUUCCCUAGGUGAGUGCAUUAGAAUUGCUCUCAGUACAAAUCAAGAUUUGAUGUCUCUGUUUCAUGCUCCAUAUCUGAUGUAAAUGCCAUCAUAAUACACACGGUCUUUGAGCUCUAGGGUCUGCAAGAGCUCAGACUAAACUUUGUCCUUUCUUUAUAUUUGGAUCCUCAAAGUUUCCAUCAGUGAAUCUGUUAUACUUGAUUUUUCUCGAAGAUUUUGUGUUCAGCUGUCAGCUUAUGGAAAUCCUUUUCAGUUUAUUAAAAUGCAUUAAUGCUGGAGCCCAUAAACAGAUAGUAAUUGAUAAAUAAUGUUGUGCAUGUAACUAAUUUGUUUCAAGCUUUAGAUGUAGCUUGGAAUUAAACAUUUAAAACACAUUCCAUUCUAUAGUACAAUAAUAAGCUUCUUUGAUCUAAUGAUAUAUUUUUACCUAAUUUACAAUCUAUAGAAUCAUGAUUUUCGAGUGAAAAAAGCAAAAUUCUUUCUUUUUUGAAUUUUCCCAUUAAAACUGUUGUGGGAAUCAGAAUUCCAUACCAACAGUUCUGGUGUUUUGUAAACAUUUUGUUUAGAAUUGGUUUUCAGAACAAGUGACAAUUCCUGUCAUGUAUGAACUGUUUGUGCAAAUUUGGUGGCUGAUUAACUGUUAGUUAUUAUUUUGUGGCGUCAUGACUGAAAGUGAUGUCAAUGCCCCUCUCUUGUCUUUUUUUGUAAACAGACUUGUGGUAUUCCAGUUAGGAGGGCCUAUUCAUAAUAUUCUGGCAGUCAUGGAAUGUUAACAAUAUGAAAUAUUGAGGAUAGGUUCACUACCCUACCCUUAAUGUAGGUGUCCUAGUUCUGUGGCAAGAAGAUUUGCUGGUGAGAAAACUGGCUAUGGUGCUGUGGAUAUAUAGUGGCAAAAAAAAAAUUGACAACUAUAAAGACUCAUGUAACUUGAAUGAUUUUUCAUUCAAGAGCAUGGAACUUACAUGAUAUCUUCGUCUUGCCUGACAUAUCUUUAAUUGCCAAACUGCCAAUUUCUGCAAAAAAUAAAAUAAAACAUGAGAAACGUGAUGUAAAGUGGGGAAGAAAAGAGUUUGUGGUACAACUUUUUAGAAAUAUAUAGUAGUAUUACUGUUUAUAUUUGCAAAGUAAUAAAGCUCAAAUAUUUUAAAUUUAGAGAUGAAAACAUUAUUGAAAUAAAACCACUUAGUGUCCAUUCAGUGUUAUGUUAAAAAUGAACAAUUUGGUUCAUUGGAAGUCUUGUUCAUGGAAAAAGGAGAGUGGUACCGCUUCUGUUCAUCAAGAGACAUGGAGCACCAAAAGGUAGAUAGCUGACUUCGCCUAUUAGAUUUAAAUGGGUAAAGAGGCUUCAUGCCUAGGGUGGCCCUACCAGGAGAAACUCUGAUGUACUUCACUCUUUGUCACCCCCCAGGCCACAUUGAGGCAACUAGUAGGACUUGAGAGGAAAGUCCCUGAACUUUUUGGCGAUCUUGAGAGUCAAAUCUACUGUGCCUUUUCCUGGCAUUAUCCUCCACCUCAUGCCUAGUACUUUGGCAGGCAGAUGGGAGAUGCUAUUGCUUUUAGGGGUAAUUGGGCUCAGCAGACUACUUUAACAAGGCUCCUAAGUGGACCUCAUGAAAUUCAUAGUUAUAUGUGUACAGUUCUUUAAGCUUUUCACAUAUAGUUCUCUUGCUGUUACUUCUAGCUAAAAAACAAACAACAUUUAAAUAUUUUCUUUUGAUGUAAUGCAGUAACCUAUAUUUGGUCAAUUUAUGGUUUGUAACAAUUGUAAUGUUUAACAAAGUGUUUCUGAAAAUUAAUACUGAAAGCCUGGUGGCUUUCAGUACUGUACAACAAACAAAAAUUAUAUUUCAAAUAUAAUUUUUGUUUGUUAUUUUUGAAUGAUUUUUUUGAAGUAUUUGCCAGUGUAUUGUAUUUAAAAAAAGAAAUUUAAGAUGUAAAUUAUUGAUCAUAUUUGAUUUUAUUAUUAUACUCUAAUAUUUAAAUUUAUGCUAAAUGCUUGGCAUUUGCAGCAGCAGUAGAAUCUUGAUUAUCCAAGCUCAACAUGUAAUGUGUAAUUUUUAUUACAGUUCAUAAAAGAUAUAUUUGAGCAUGAUUUAUUAAUAAAUUACAAUAAUUUAGCUCUACAAAAA
Messenger RNA from Stegodyphus dumicola, 3555 nucleotides. RefSeq names its product tetraspanin-14-like. The record is from RefSeq and is a predicted model, not a curated record. Lineage: Eukaryota; Metazoa; Arthropoda; Arachnida; Araneae; Eresidae. Gene Ontology annotation, cellular component: plasma membrane.